Molecule: messenger RNA, 2407 nt
Organism: Pecten maximus
Lineage: Eukaryota; Metazoa; Mollusca; Bivalvia; Pectinida; Pectinidae
Product: carbohydrate sulfotransferase 8-like
Exons: 3
Coding region: 35-1411 (458 amino acids)
Biological process (GO): carbohydrate biosynthetic process
Cellular component (GO): membrane
Molecular function (GO): sulfotransferase activity
Source: RefSeq, a predicted model, not a curated record
AGUCGGACUGACAAAUUCGGGUUAAUUGGAUACCAUGGCGGAUUUUCCGAAAUCACACAAAUCCAAACUACAAAUUGCAUUGGUGAUUUUAAUUCUGGUUACGUUAGCUGUUGUCUAUCAAGGUAACACUUUCCACCAGCCGGCCAUUUUGAGAACAGUAUCACAAUGGUCAGGUCGUGCUGGAUUGACAGAAUAUUGGGCUGAAGAUGACUCUACAAGUACUACCACCGAACCAUUGUCCACAACAUCUACAGUACCACCAUUAAUCCUUAGAAGGAAUUUUCAUAAACAUUACGACUUUGGUGAGGUCCACCAGCAGAGAAAGAACACUAUCGAACGUGUCUGUGACAAAAGCCAACACGGCUAUUACGGGAAGUCAAAAGGUACUACCGUGGCCAAAAGACUGGUAAUCGACAAUCGUCAUCAUCUCGUCUAUUGUGCUGUUCAAAAGGUUGGCUCAACGUUUUUACGAAGUCUUUUGCGCAUUGUUAGCUCAGAAGGGGAGAAAAAUGUCGACAGCCGAUGGAAGCGAGUCAAUAGAAAAGAAAUUAAAGACUUUACUGAAUUCCAUUAUUUUCUAACGAGUUCGUUUAAAAUGAUGUUUACUCGUGAGCCUUACAGUAGACUGUUUUCAGGAUAUGUUGAUAAACUGUUUACUGUCAAUACUUUGUACUGGAAGAUUACAGGAACAUACAUUAAAAAUAAAAUUCUGCAACACGGUAAAAAGCCGCCGACCUUUUGUGGACAUGAUAUAACUUUCCCACAAUUUAUUAAGUACGUCAUUGAAUCAGAGAAAACUGGUGAACACACUGAUAGACAUUUUACGCCCAUAUACGAACACUGCCGACCGUGCCAGAUACCUUACGAUUUUAUAGGAAAAAUGGAAACAUUUGCGAAUGAUUCGCUUAUUUUACUGAAUGCUUGGAACAGACGAUAUGGAAUCAAUAUUUCAUUUGAUGAUUUUGAGGCAGAGACGGCCUUACAGAGGGCCAUUUCCCACACAAGUCGUCUAUACAGUAUGCGAACAAAGCUUGAAAAAUGUACAUCGUUUUAUGUUGGCAUGCAGCGAAUAUGGAAGAAUCUACAAAUUCGAGGAAUUUUACCGAAAACUGCACAACUUCCAUUUACCCCAUCAGAAUCUAUGAAUGUGAGUAGAACACAGCUAGUGGAGGCAUUGACGAAAGCUAUUCAGGGUGUCAGCGACCGAGCAGCACUACGUCAACAGAAGAAAGAGUCUCUGAUACAGGCCUAUAGACAGGUUCCUAUGGAGGACCUCGUCAAACUUAGGGAGGUAGUCAGGCCCGACUGUGAGCUAUUCGGGUACAAUGUCUCGCCUGAUUACAUAUUUAAACGUAGUGAUUCUUCUGACUCUAAUUCUUUCAAGUAUUUUGAAAUAAAUGAAUUACCUUAGAGUUUUUCAGUCCGUGGGGAUGGGGGUUCGUCAAAACUUCAACAUGGCAGUCACAGAUCAUUUUUGUAACAUGACUUCGCAAUCAUGGUUUUCCUGAACAACAAGUUCUGUCAAUGGGAUUCAGCGCAAACUUGCUUGAAGCGAUUCUGAGAUGGUCCUGAUGUUGUUAAUUUUGGGUCAGUUUGAAAUGUUCACUAUGGCCGCCAUAUUGAAAUUCAUAUUUCAAACUGAACAUAAGUGGUCCCGAUGUAGACCAGAUCGAGUUCUUUUUUCAAACAGGUCAAAAAUUCAAACUGUGAUGCUUUUGUGGCCAUUUUAUAACAUGGGCAUACAUUUUAUCAGCCCAUUCUUUAGUUCUAUCAAUUGAAUUUGGAAUGAACCUAUUCGGAAUGAGCUCAAAAUAUUCCUGUCCAUGUGAUUAUAUUGUUCGGGACAACAUACAUUAUAGUACAAUGCUCUCGGUGUCACUCUAUUACAAUAGUGCUAUGGUCUUCAUAGUCAGAUGACUGUUAAAGCCAAUCUGAUAUAUAUGCUUUCUGUGAAAGAUGUUUGGCCAUCAUUUGGGGAAUAUUUCAUAUGGUUUGUUUGCUUAUGACUAUGUUUCUGUUGUAUCAAAAGUUAAAUAUGUUUGAAUUAAAGGUGUUUUGCAUUUUAUAAAAAUAACCGUAUAUUCAAUAUCUUUAUGACCCUCCUUCGAAUGAUUAAACUAUGAAUACGUGUGUUCUAAAGUGUUACAUUUACAAGAAUGUAAGAUGUUGUUAAGGGAUACAAACUCUUUUAUAUGUGCAAUCUCAAUGAAAUAGAGUUAGAAAGGUAGGAAAACUAUCCAACCAUAAUGGCAACAAAAUAAGUCUUUGGGUACACAAGGAAAGGAAACAAUUCUUUACCUUCCUUCGGAAGGUGGCCGCGAUGUCCGAGUGGUUAAGGUGUCCGGACACUUUAUCACUAGUCCUCCACCACUGGGUUGCGAGUUCGAAACCUACGUGGCGCAGUUGC